CCACACGGCUUCAAUAAGCUCCGGCGUUGGGAGAUGGAAAAUUACCUUGUGACCAAGAGGGGAGGUCAGGAACAGCGCAUAGCAAAGUCAGACUCCACUUAUCCAGAGUAGCAGAAGCAGCAGCAGAGCAGCAGAGGGAGGAUGAUCACAGGGGACCAAGGGCGGGCAUGGAGAAGCUGAAAGGUCCCGCCGUGGGAUGCACCACGGCCACCUGUGGAUGGAGAGCCCUGCUUCUCCCCCAGCUGAACCGGCAGUCCCUGUACGUCUAUGGCAGCGAAGUGGCUGUGGAGAAGGAGUGCAUCCGGCAGCUACAGAGCGGAGUCUUGGUCAUUCAUCCAUUCAGCCCCAUAAGGAGUUACUACAUCAUGUGCAUGAUGGCCAUCACAUUCCUGAAUCUGAUCGGGAUUCCAAUGGAGAUAGCAUUUCUGGACGGAGACACUGGGCUGGGAUGGGAAGGUUUCAAUGUGUUCUCAGACACGCUCUUCCUGAUGGAUGUGGCUUUGAAUUUUCGGAUGGGCAUCAUACCAGAGGACAGCGAGGUGGCCAUUCUGGAUAUAAAGCAGAUCCGAGUGAGCUACCUGCGGACAUGGUUCAUUCCGGAUGUGAUAGCAGCUUUCCCCAUCGGUUACAUACUGUUCUUUGCGGACUUACAAUACCACAGUGAUGACAACCCCUCCAAAACCAACAAAAUGAUGCGGAUACUGAUGUUUGUGAGAAUCCUCAGCCUGAUCCGGCUGGUGCGAGUGUCCAGGCUGGUCAGGUUCUUCAACGAAGUAGAGAAAGUUUCAAAUGCAAACCUGGAGGUGGUCCGCUUAUUCUUCCGCAUCCUGUCUCUGUUCAUGAUGAUUUUCCUCCUGUGCCACUGGAACGGCUGCAUCCAGUACUUUGUCCCCAUGCUGGAGGAGUUUCCCACCGACUGCUGGGUCAGGAAAGAAAAUCUCAUGAAUGCCACAGUGAGUGUGAAGUACUCUUGGGGAAUUUUCCGCGCUCUCUCUCAGAUGAUCGCUUUGUCCUAUGGCUCCAUGGAUGCUCCCACAAAUUACGUUGAAUUGUGGAUCGUCAUGGUCAGCAUGGUGUCGGGGUGUCUGAUGUACACAGUCCUGGUGGCCAACGCUACAGCCAUGAUAGCCAACAUGGACCCAGCAGCCAAGGAAUACAAGAGCAAGAUGAGCCGUUUAGAGCAUUACAUGGCUUUUAUGAAGCUUCCACCAGAGCUCCAGCUUCGUAUCAACAACUACUACCAGGCGCGCUACGGAGGAAAGUGGUUUGAUGAGAAGGACGUCAUGGACACAGUCUCCUCAGCGCUGAAAGAGCAAAUCCUGACGGUGAUGUGCAGUCGUCUGUUGAAAAAGAUGCCCAUGUUCCAGGACAGAGACGUCAACUUUAUCAACGCCAUGCUCCUUAAACUGGAGUAUGAGGUUUUCCAGGAGGGCGACACCAUCGUCCACCAGUAUGCUCCAGGAGACCGCAUGUUCUUCAUCGACCACGGCCAGGUCCUGAUGGAGACCGAGUCCAUGCAGAGGGAGCUUUGUGACGGAGACUACUUUGGAGAGACAUGCAUGCUGACCAAGGGCAAACAUCUGGCUACAGUGAGGGCGCUGACCGACUGCCAGUGCUUCUCUCUGUCCUGGGGCGGAUUUCAAGAGACGCUCGAGGGCUUCCCAGAUGUCAAGAAGGACCUGGAAAAAAUGAUUCAGCUCAACUGGGAUAACGGCCUUAGCGUGUAAGACCACGGCCGGUGCCUGGACUUUCAUCUGCUGCGCUGUGUGAGAUGGACAGGAACUGUGGAUAUGAACAAUGAUACUCCCUGGGCAUUUCAUAUGAUGGACAGAAAUGCCGUACAAGACUGUGGACAUUACGCACACGUGCAUGGAGUGAUGAGGAUUUUCACUGAGAGCGGACAUUAUUCUAUUUUAUGAUGUAAUGUUUCAUGAGCAAUACUAAAUAUGACCUCGACAGCAGGCCUACAAACAGGCCAAUACUUCCAUCUCAGCUUAAUGUUUAUACAAUCGCUUAUGCAUAUUUUGGAAAGAUCUGAUGAAAAAAAAAAUCAGCACGACUAAAAAAGGAAGAUAUAAACAUUCAAAUGUGUGUCUUUUUUGUUUUUCUUCCAAACGGCAUUUAUUUUUGAAGUAUUAUUACAUAAGGCAAGGUAAUACCACUGUGAAGCGAUACAAAUAAAGCAGGUAAUAAGGUAA
Messenger RNA from Myripristis murdjan (pinecone soldierfish), 2198 nucleotides. It is a transcript of the gene hcn5, whose product is annotated as hyperpolarization activated cyclic nucleotide-gated potassium channel 5. Gene Ontology annotation, molecular function: voltage-gated potassium channel activity. Gene Ontology annotation, cellular component: axon; HCN channel complex; dendrite. The record is from RefSeq and is a predicted model, not a curated record. Gene Ontology annotation, biological process: potassium ion transmembrane transport; regulation of membrane depolarization; sodium ion transmembrane transport. The coding region runs from base 168 to 1727 and encodes 519 amino acids. Lineage: Eukaryota; Metazoa; Chordata; Actinopteri; Holocentriformes; Holocentridae. The transcript has 10 exons.